AUGGCCCUGUUCUCUGGCUGUCUGGUUAUAAGUGUACUGGUAUUUUCAAUGGGAUAUACUACCGUUAGCUCUGUACAGUUGUUCAGGAGCUCUGGAGUUCAAAGCAAAGAAACAGUUAAAGUCAACCUGGUAUCUGCUAUAAACAGUGAAAGAACCAAACGGUCAGACCGCCAUCUACCAGGGACCCUUAACUUUAACUUCCAAUAUGGCGGUGAUCAGGUUUCCCUCAAUUUACAGAAGAAUCAGAACGUGGGUAGUGAUACACCUGUAUUCCUACAUCGUGAUGGGGAAGCUGUGCGCAGGGAUUCGACCAAACAGACGUCGAAGGAUGUGGCGUUCUACCAGGAUGUAACUAAAGGUGCCUCUAUAAUGGUGAGGCGACCAGAGCAACCGAACAGCAAGUAUGAACUGAUGGGUACCUACUAUAUGUCUGACAACCAAUACAGUAUCGAGCCUGUUAAACCUGGUAAAGAAACCGGUUCUGGUUUUGAUUUUGUGUUGAACCAUACAAUCAGCUUACUGAAUGAACAUCUUAAUCUAAAGGAUGACAUCAUCAAAUUUGGGAGUUAUGAGAUGCCAUUAGACAAUACAAUAGAAAGAUAUAAACGUCAAGCUAGUAUUGAUAGUUCUCUGUACACAGUCGAGUUAUUGAUGGUAGUCGACAAUGCUAUUUACAAAACAUGGUAUAAUGGAAUAGAAGAAGCUGAUCCUAAACGGAGACGAGACAAAACGAUCGAGACUAUCAAGCAGUAUUAUACAUUUGUACUGAAUGGGAUUGAUGUACGAUAUGCUUCAAUUGAAGAACCCGACUUACAGAUUGAUGUUACAUUUGCUGGUAUCCUUAUCUUUGAUGACUCGCACGAAUCUUACCUGCAGAACAACUCACUACCAGGAGAUCUGGUAGAGUCAUCAGAAGCUUUGGAGUCUUUCCGGAACUGGGUUCUUAGUAACAUGACGUCACUUCCUCCCAGUGAUCAUGUGAUGCUUUUUACAGGUUUCAAUUUGACCUACGGAGGCUCUACAUCUAACGCUGGUCUGGCCUAUCUUAAGUCCAUCUGUAACCAUGAGUAUUUCUUCUCGAUUGUGGAAGAGUAUUACGAGUUUAGAGUCAUCUCCAUCGCUGCUCAUGAACUUGGACACAGCCUCGGAGCUCGACAUGAUAUGGACGAGAACACUUGCCUUUCUUUCCAGCUGUACAUCAUGACGUCACGUUUCCGGUUCCCUAGUAAAAGCAAGUCAGUCAACCCUUACAGAUUCUCGAAAUGUAGUAUCCAGUACUUUAAGGAAUUUAUUUUUUCCCUGGAAAGCUCUGGAUGGACAUGCCUGAAAAAGAAGAAUGCUGUGAAUGAUAUGAGAGAAAUUUCAGGAUAUCUGGUACAUCAGCCAGGAGAAGUUUUCACUGCUGAUGUACAGUGUCAGAACAGUAAUGGCGAUGCUUCUUAUGUAUGCAGGGAUCGCCAUAACGGUGACUUCACCAACAUCUGUAGCCAAGGGAUGUUUUGUUUUAACAAUGAACUGGGAAAGUGUUCCAAGAUAUUACCAGCUGAUGGAACUCCUUGUGGACAUCAGAAGUGGUGUUUAAACGGUCUUUGUGUCGAGGAAUUCUCCAUCAACAGACCAGCUGAUAACUGUCCAUUUUAUGAUGUACCAGCAUCUGUGUGGAGUAACGAUACAUGCGCUGAUGUGGUGAUGACGUCACCAUGGGAAUGUUAUGACCGACAAUUCCAGCUCAACUGCUGUGAUUCUUGCUUCUAUAAAUACACCAAUGUACCAGGGUGUGAGUAUGGUGAUCGAGAUGCCGACUGUUUCAAAGAACUCUGUAACGAAUACAACGAAACAAGGCGGUUGUCGGAGUGCUGUGAAACCUGUUCUGAGGUCCCGUUUCCGACUAGACCAGUUCGUACCACAACUACGAUGUCUACACCAACUUCAACGACCACCAUUGCGCCAAUGACUUAUCCAACAACCGCAAAUUCCGCUUUAUCGUCUCCCAUUCCAGCAAAAACGACGACACCGUUAUCUUUUGGUACUCCAGUAACAAAUCUCAACCAGGGAGUAACACCAUCUUAUUUAGGUGACGUCACAACCAUGUCUGGUUCUAUGACAACACAGUAUGACGUCAGAAUAGUUACGUCUGGAACAAACCCGCCAUAUUGGAAUACUGUGACGCAAGAGAAUCUAUUUGCCAGACCAGGAAAUAACUAUAACUGGUUAUACGGUGUCCCUAAUUAUGGUCAAGAUUCGACAUGGUCGCCCUUGAUUCCAGACCAGACCACCAACAGCUACAAUCCGCGGGGUGAAACACCAACUCAACUGAUACCACCUUAUCUAGGUCCACCCAAUUUUUCUGAAGAGAUAACAAAGCAUCAAGACGAUGACCUCACCCGUCAUCAGGUUCCAGACCUUUCUUUCGAGGACAAGUUCACGAAACCAACAAGCUUCGUUCGUCCAAAUAAUCCUACUAUCCAAUCGACCACUAAACAGCUUGGUUUGACCGCCAUACCACAGAAAGGUGUGACCGGUACAGAUACAGGUGUUGCUGGUAAAAGAUGGCCUCCUAUAUUUAACACAUAUUUCAAUAGAGGACUACAAGGACAGCCAUUUUAUCCCAGGGAUCAUGGUUCUUCGUGGAAUAGAGUAGAAUCUGGAGAAAAUGGACAGGCUUCUGGGGGACUUUCACGAGAAGAUGCUGAUGAUGAACCUCAUUGGAACCAAAGAGAUCGUUUCCUGAAGCAUUUACAAUCCAAGAUAGCGCUUCACAAUAGGGUUAACAUGUUCAAGUCUGAAGAGGAUGAACGGUAUUUAAAAUCUGGAUUACCGGAGUUUCUUCAGUAUGCUACAAUCAAGGGAGAUAAAUCCAAUGAAGGUCAUUCUUGGGAAGUUAAUGAAUUCUUUGAUGAAAAAGAUGAGAAGUCACAGACACGUGUUCCCUUGUUCUCUUUGAAGAAGUCAAAUGGCGGAACUAAACUUCUAGAUAAAGACAUUGUUUCCGUACCAAUGGAUGACGACACUUUAAUAGAACUGGUUCCUGAAAUUGAAGAAGCGAUGACCUCAAUACCGGAAAUGACGACACCGAUGACAUCUGAUGACGAGUCAGAUGGGCAUACUACUGAAAUACAACGCGAGAGUAUCUUGGAUGCCCCAGCCCCGGAUUGGGAAUGGAUCAGCCCUAAAGCAAAAGCUCAAUAUGAGAAAACAUUGAGGAGACGUCGGAAAAAGAAAUUCAAGCCAAAGUAUGAGAAGAAAAAUUGGAAAUCAAAUGGUGCUGAAGAGUUCGAGUCUCAAUGUUUAUCUGAGUUUUUACUUUCUGUUUAUAACGGAUGUUAAUAUGAAUUUAUUUGAAUAAAGAUAUUUUUCUGUGUC
Messenger RNA from Lottia gigantea (owl limpet), 3363 nucleotides. RefSeq lists its product as hypothetical. Gene Ontology annotation, biological process: proteolysis. NCBI's taxonomy places the organism in Eukaryota, Metazoa, Mollusca, Gastropoda, Lottiidae. Gene Ontology annotation, molecular function: metalloendopeptidase activity. The transcript is spliced from 21 exons. The record is from RefSeq and is a predicted model, not a curated record. Bases 1 to 3327 code for a protein of 1108 amino acids.